Molecule: messenger RNA, 876 nt
Organism: Copidosoma floridanum
Lineage: Eukaryota; Metazoa; Arthropoda; Insecta; Hymenoptera; Encyrtidae
Product: glucose-dependent insulinotropic receptor-like
Biological process (GO): G protein-coupled receptor signaling pathway
Cellular component (GO): membrane
Molecular function (GO): G protein-coupled receptor activity
Source: RefSeq, a predicted model, not a curated record
AUGUUCAAGUUGAUAGCGAUCAUAGCGCUGGCGGUGGUAAUCAUUGUUCUCAAUGGUGCGACCAUCAUAGCCGGUUGGCUGUUUCCUAGACUAUUCAGAGCCUCCUCGAACCACCUGGUACUCAGCCUCGCUUUUUCGGAUCUGGGUGUGGGUUUGGCGACACUCCACAGACUAGCCGAACUCUUUGAUCCGUCUUUCAAUGACCAAAAGUACUUGUGCAUACUUAGGCACGUCUUUUCUUGUGGCACCUUUAGCGUCAGUGGCUUGAACAUCCUGUCAAUAGCUGCCGAUCGUUACAUAGCAAUCAAGUACCCUAUUCGGUAUCCAAGAUACGUGACCAAGGGGGUGAUAAAUAUUGUGGCGAUCGGCAAUUGGUGCGUGGCUUUUUUGAUAUCCUCGGUACCCCUCUACUGGAACGUGUACGGCUCGACCGAGACGCAAAAGUGCGAAUUCCUGAAUGUCCUGCCCAGGAUGUACUUCAAUGUAAUUCUAGUACCGACGUUCGUGAUAACAUUGAGCAUUCUUUUCUUAUUCAACUGUUUGAUCUGGAGAGAAACAAGGGCGCACUUGCGUAUGUCACAAGAAAGGAUGCAAGAGCUCGGCUUGGACGGAAAGUGCAACUCCAGCAAGAACAAUCAGGUUGUACUUUUAGUCCUGGGCUGUUUCACGCUCUGCUGGUUUCCCUACUUGGCUCUAUCGUUUAUCGUACUAUUUGCCGGACUCACGGGUCCUUUGAACCCGAUCAAAGAGAUAGCGUUUUUUGUAUGCAUAUCCAACAGCGCUUUCAAUCCGUGCAUUUACGCGUGGAGUAACCCCAACAUUCGCAAAGCCUUCCGUACCUCGAUAGGACGUCGAGCGUCGGCCCAGGACGAGUAG